Molecule: messenger RNA, 2055 nt
Organism: Rubroshorea leprosula
Lineage: Eukaryota; Viridiplantae; Streptophyta; Magnoliopsida; Malvales; Dipterocarpaceae
Source: the annotation of a GenBank genome assembly
AGAUUCUGGUUACUGUAUUCAUCGCAACGUUUUUUUUCCGGAAAUGAUCCUGCAAAACCCUAAUUGUCGACGGCUUUCGAAGUUUCAGAAUGAUUAAUGGUGGUGAUGAUUAUGCAGCACCACCAGCAGGUUUCCUCUGCAGUGGCGCCACCACAGCCGAAUCUUCCUCCGUCUUCUUCGGCCUCCAAUCUUAGAACCCCUACACCUUCUGCCCCGCCGCAAUCUCAACUCCCUUCCCCUCUCUCUGUGGUCUCACGUCAGCCCCUUACAUCACCAGCUGUGGAUCAUGUGAUUGGCUCAGUGGUGCCCCUUGCGGCCGCCCAUCCCUCUGGAGAGCCUCUGUUGACGAUAGGGGGUUCGCUGGGGAGAGUACGGCUGUCGGAUAUCUCGCCAUAUGAUGGGGCCCCGGCGGGACCCUAUGUUAGGGCUGUGGAGGCGCUUUCGGGGUCGUUGAUGAGGCAUAAUGCUGCUAUUAUUGAAUUGGGGAGUGAGGACGCUGCGUUGUUGCGUUGCGGCUUGGAAGCUGCACGCUUGUACUUUCGAAGCAGGGCGCAGACUAGUGGAAAGGGAAGCCGUGGAGUUUAUAUGUACAGAGCUGGAAGGGCUUUGGAAGAUUGGGACUCUUCUCCCCCCUGUAUGGCUGAUAUUUUUAGGAGCAUGGGAAAGGCAGCUCGUGCUGCUUUGUGUGCUAUAUCAAGACACCUUCGUUUGCGAAGCGAUGUUUUCAACCAUUUACUUGAUGAUACUCCAUUGCCUGCCAAUGAGGUUUCCUCCUCAGUUCUUGUUGCAACCUACUCUCACAUAUCUUUUCAAAAUGGAAAAGGAGCUAUUGGGGGAGGGAAGCCAGGGAUAAAUGGUGAAGUUGAGAAAGGGUUGUUGACAUUAAUUUCUUCUGACAGUCCUGGUCUACAGGUUUGUGACCCCAAUGGUCGUUGGUACCUAGCAGAUGGUGGAUUAGCUCCAGGGGAUCUUUUGCUUGUUACAGGGAAAGCCCUUAGUCAUGCUACAGCUGGCUUUCGUCCUACUGCCUCGUACAGGGCGGCUCCUGAUUGCUUCUCAGGCACUAAUACUGGUGGCAGGACAUCACUAGCAUUUAGGCUCAUGCCACAGAGUAAUGCUGUAUUAGAUUGUUCUCCAGUUGCAGCAGCUGGUCAUGUAAUUUCUCAGAACUAUUUACCAAUAUCUGUUAGCCAGUUUAUGGAUGAACUUUCUGCUGAAGAAGAUGUAUUGUGCAAUCAAUCUGAUAAUACCUAUGUAGUAACCAAUUUGAACAAGGACCCUUCAUUAAGAAGUGUUCUCUCAGAUCCCUUGUCUGGUUCAUUCCUUGAAGAUGCUGUCGUUGUUACAUGUGGACAUUCUUUUGGUGGUCUCAUGCUGAGGAGAGUCCUUGAAAUGUCUAGAUGUACUCUCUGCAGUCAAGAAAUUGACAAAGGUUCUCUGAUCCCUAAUCAUGCUCUACGAGCUGCAGCCGCAGCUGUCAAGCAAGAGGAUGAUCGAAGGCUAUUCCAUAAUGCAGCUCUCCGUAAGCGUCGAAAGGAAAUGGGUGAACAAAUAGAUCCAAUAAGGAGAUCAAACAGGGAGAAUGGAGAUGCUGCUGAUGAUGGGUUACAUAGGGGCGUUCAAUAUCCUUUUUCUGUUAAUGAGAAGGUGCUAAUUAAGGGAAACAGAAGGACCCCCGAUAAAUUCGUUGGGAAAGAAGCCAUUAUUACAUCCCAGUGUCUCAACGGCUGGUAUUUGCUUAAGAUUGUUGACACUGGAGAGAACGUCCGCCUACAGUAUCGUUCUCUCCGUAAGAUCUCAAACACUCAAACCAUCGAAGAUAGAUGUUCCUCUCAGCCAAUUCCGAACAGUAGCUCAUAGAUAUAUUUAUAUAGAUAUCUUUCCACACCCAGAUAUGUCAUGUCAUGUAUCUUCUUUUCUUCUGUUGGAAGUUAGGUUAUUUCCCCCCACCCCAGGUUCCUGCUAGAAGCUUGUAAAGAAAGAGGAAUACAUUCUGGAGAAUAUAACACGGCCCUUGCUUCCCAUGUAACAUGAGGUUGUUCCCCCCCUUUUUUU